UAUGAAUGUUAAACAUCAAACUUAAACAUCGAGUAGUCAUAACUUUGAACUACAAAGGUACCAAACCUUUUCACGUUUUAUUGAGAGCUUAUUUUAUAAUUUAAGACGCAUAAGUGGAGAAGUAAUAAAGAAAGCUGUAAAAACUACAACUGUCCAUCCACGGGAUCCUAUUAGAAAGUCGUCCAUGGAUGCUUUCGUCUAAGUUCAAAGGAAGAUGCGGAGUAUAAUAUACCUAAUCACAACAGUCUUGGCAGUGACGACAACAGCUGGUCACCGACAGAGAUUCGAUGGGUGGUACAAUAAUCUCGCUUUCCCAGACUGGGGGUCUGUAAAGAGUGCCUUGAUGACAAAGAUACCAACAGCCUAUGCAGACUUUACAUACCACAUGUCCGGUGAAGAUCGGCCGAAUGCAAGAGAGAUAAGUAAUGCUGUUUUCGCUGGUCCAAGUGGGUUGCCUUCAUAUAUCAACAGAACAGCACUAUUUGUUUUUUUCGGACAACAAGUGUCAUCUGAAAUAGUGCGCUCCAGUGAGGAAUCCACUUGUCCAAUUGAACUCAUUAAGGUACCUGUACCAAAAUGUGAUAGCGACUUUGACCCAGAUUGUGAAGGUGACAAAACAUUGCCUUUUCUUAGAUCUUCAUACGAUCAAAAAACCGGCAUGUCUCCUAAUAGACCUCGACGGCAGCUCAAUCACGUGACCAGUUGGAUUGAUGGCAGCUCCAUCUAUGGUACGGGAAAUGUCUGGGCAAAUUGUCUGAGGUCCUUUAAGAAUGGAACCCUUUUGGUUCAGACAAACAAUUUCUAUCCAGCCAACAACGAUAUAGGAUUGCCAUUGGUUGGUUACAACAUGGGUUCGAUGACAAAUGAGGCGAAGAACCCUGAGAAAAUGUGGAUGCUUGGUAGUAGAGUAGGACACCAAAAUCCAGCGCUGUUGAGCAUAAGUAUUCUUUGGUUCAGGUAUCACAACUACCUGGCGCACACGAUACAACUUAAACAACCAUCUUGGAGCGACCAGAAGGUGUUUGAAGCCGCCAGAAAGUGGGUGAUUGCGUCACUUCAGAAUAUUGUAAUGUACGAGUGGUUACCGGCACUACUUUACGAGGACACCGAGUCAUAUUCAGGUUAUCAGAGUCACAUUCCCCCUACAAUUAGCAGUGUGUUUGAGGCUGCUGCAUUUCGCUUCCCUCAUACCAUGGUUCCCCCUGGAAUAUACAUCAGAGAUUAUAAAUGCAGGUUUAGAACAACGAAGCACGGUCCUGCACUGCGUCUUUGUAACACUUAUUGGGACUCGCAAGAGUGUAUACAGGAACUUGGAUUUGAUGAGGUUCUGAUGGGACUUUCUUCCCAAAUAGGGGAGAGAGAAGAUAACAUCCUGGUCACAGACUUACGAGGUAAAUUAUUUGGGCCAAAGUUUUCUAGUAGACAGGACCUUGGUGUGUUAACUAUCAUGAGGGGUCGAGACAAUGGACUGGCCGACUUUAAUACAGCUAGAAAGGUGUUUGGAUUAGAACCAAUAACGAAAUGGGAAGACAUCAACCCAUACCUUUACCACACAAACCCAGAGCCUAUCGAAAACCUGCGUCGUAUUUACAACGGUAGCCUGGAUAAACUGGACAUAUUUCCAGCUGGAUUGAUGGAGUCCGGACCUAGUGGACCGGGUCCUUUCUUCAAAGCGGUUAUUAAGGAACAAUUCAAAAGGAUAAGAGAUGGAGACAGGUUUUGGUUCGAGAACUCAGACAAUAAUUUGUUUACUGACGCCGAAGUUGCUGAGAUUAAAGCAAUCAAACUGAAGGACAUCAUGGUGAAAGUAAGCAACAUGAUGCAGGAUGAUAUACAAGAUGAUGUGUUCUUUUGGAAAAACGGUGACCCAUGUCAGCAGCCGAAGCAGUUAGAAGAAUCUGAUAUGACAAAAUGCGCAGAGCAUAAAAACUAUGAUUACUUUGAAGGAAACGAAGUGACAUACAUCAUAUCCUUCGCAGCAUUAUGCUUGUUCCCGUUCCUAUGCAUCCUGGUAGCAUAUUUAUUGUUCCGAUGCAAGCAACACGACCUGAAGAAGACGAAGAAGGUAAUAGGAAUGACAGACCUGAAAGCGAUGGUGCGAGAAAGCGCCGGAAGUAUAUCUGCAAUUGAAUGGCAGGGAAUCGAUGAAUCAUUAAGAAAUGUAGAAGUGAGAAUUGAUCCCGUGAAAUGUUGUCUCCAUACAUCAACGCCCCUUGGGACACGUCUAAGGACCAUGGACUUCACUAGAUACAAGGAGGUCCGAGUGUGGCUCAGUAUAAACAACAACGAAGAUAUACUCCUGAUAAACGAUCCAAAGGAGUAUGAUCUGGUGAUGCAGUUCCAAACCAAAGCUAAACGGAGGGAGUUCAUUGACCAGUUUCGGCAACAUCUCGUCAGCCAUGAAAAGACGCUUCUUACAUUCGGUACUAAAUUAUUGCAUCUUCAGAAUAUGGCAGUCACAAAGAAAAAGAGAAAGCAGUUACUAGAGAAAUUCUUCAAAACUGUAUUUGCAGAGGCAUUUCAACUUGAUUACAACCCGGAUGAAGAUCCAAGUAACUUGGAAUUUGAAGUGAAGCCAAAAUACUCUGAUAUUCUAGAAUGUGAAAUAUCUAAGAAUGAGUUUGCAGAGGCGCUUGCUGUUAAACCAAAUUGUCUCUUCCUUGACCAACUGUUCUCAUUAGUGGACAAAAACAAAAGUGGCUACCUCUCCUUUCGAGAGCUCCUCCACGCGGUCACACUUUUCUCACAUGGUUCAUGUACCGACAAACUCCAUAUGCUGUUCAACAUGUAUGACCUUGAUUCCAGUGGAACCCUUAGCUUGGAGGAGAUCGCAAAGAUGCUCAAAUCUUUAUUUGAGAUGGCAGACACUGAACUUUCCGAAGAGGCUGUAGAGAAGCUCAUUCACUCCAUGCUCAAGGCACAUGGUGUUAGUAGGAGACGAUCACUAAGAUACUCAGACUUCCAGAAGCUCCUUGGUGAUCAUAUGGACAAACUUUGGGACGUAUGUCUAGAUUUCAAAGGAACAAAAGUCUGCUUCCCUAAAAAGAAGAGGGCAAAACUAACUAACACAGAUGACGAUCUGUACAACCAAGUGCAAGAUGAUACUGCAGAAGUUGGUUCAAGCAAAGAUUCAACUAUAAAGGGAGGGAAAACAGGAGGAGUACCAACAUCGGGAGGAAAAUUCAGUCGACAAAACACAUACACAGCAGUACAAGAGAAGUUCUCGCCAAUCAAAGCCAGAAUCACGUCAAUCAAACAUUACAUGGAAAAUAAGAGGCAACACAUCUUUUAUUGUGUUAUCUUCUAUGGGUUGUGCUUUGGACUGUUUGCUGAACGCUUUUACACAUAUGCAGUGGAAAUGGAACAUAGAGGGUUCCGUACUAUCGCUGGUUUGGGAGUCGCUACAACACGCGGGGCGGCAGCAUCCAUGUCUUUUACAUUCAGCUUCAUACUCCUCACCAUGUGCAAGAAUCUACUCACCAAGCUUCGGGAGACCUUCCUGAACCUAUAUGUGCCCUUUGACUCUAAUGUGGCUUUCCAUAAGGUCAUCGCCUGGACUGCACUUUUCUUUACUUUGGUUCAUAUAUUUGGUUAUGCCUUCAACUUCUACCACAUCGGAACCCAGCCAAUGCAAUUCCUCUGCGUCUUUCCAGAGAUUGUCUUUAGGCCCGACUCUCUGCCCAAGCUUGUGUUCUGGUUCUUCCAAAACGUUACGGGAAUGACCGGGAUAUUGUUGACUCUCUUGUGUUCAGUCGUCUAUAUAUUUGCCCACAACAUAGCCCGGGAAUACAUCUUCAACGCUUUCUGGCUGACACACAGAUUAGUCCUAGUUAUAUACGUGCUUAUAAUUCUACACGGAAGCGCAAGGAUCGUACAAGAUCCAUAUUUCUGGAUGUACUUUAUCGGACCAGCAAUAGUGUUUGUGAUUGAUAAACUGGUCAGUAUCUCCAGAGAAAAGGUUGAACUCACCGUUAUCAAAGCAGAACUUUUGCCAUCAGCGGUAACCUACAUUGAGUUCAAACGUCCACACAAUUUUGAGUACAAAUCGGGCCAGUGGGUGAAUAUCGCGUGUAGUAGCCAAGGACGAAAUGAGUACCAUCCCUUUACGUUGACAUCUGCACCCCAUGAAGAUACGUUGUCUAUCCAUGUAAGAUCGUUGGGUCCAUGGACUUGGAAUCUGAGGAAGACCUACGACCCAGAGAAUCUAAAACAAAGAGCUUUCCCCAAGUUGUAUCUUGAUGGUCCAUUCGGUGCUGGACAGCAGGAUUGGUACCGUUAUGACGUUAGUGUAUUGGUUGGUGGUGGUAUAGGUGUCACCCCGUAUGCAUCAAUCCUAAAAGACUUUGCCUUUAUGUCUUCGGUGAAAAGCAUGUUCAAAAUAAAAUGCCAGAAGCUGUACUUCAUCUGGGUGACGGCCAGCCAGAGACACUAUGAAUGGCUGAUAGACAUCCUCAAGCAAGUAGAGGAAGUGGACGAGAGGAACACAGUGGAGAUACACAUAUUCAUCACCCAGUUCUUUCAGCAUUAUGACCUGAGAACUACAAUGCUGUAUAUUUGUGAAGAGCAUUUCCAAAAGGUUGCAAAUAAGAGCCUGUUCACUGGACUGAAGGCUAAGACACACUUUGGAAGACCAUUGUUUGAGAACAUGUUCCAGGGACUUCAGGAGCAACAUAAUAAGGUGAAGAAGUUUGGGGUGUUCAGUUGCGGCCCACCGGGACUAACAAAGGGCGUGGAACGAGCUUGUAUAAAUAUGAGCAAGGUUACCAGCAAAUCGUCAUUCGAACAUCACUUUGAGAACUUUUAGAAAUUCUUGAAUAUAUUGAUGAAUUUAAUGUUAUUUGUCUAAAGGGAUGACAAAAAUAUCUUUUAUGGAUAUCAUGUUGGUAAUUUAUCCAAGAAAACUACUCACUCAAAUCAAAGUGGUAUUUUACCAUAUAUUCAUAGUUUAGAUUCAGCGUAUUCUUGAAGACUUUCGGGUAUAUAAAUCAUGAUGAUGAUCAUCAUUGUAGAAAUGUUAAAGGGAGAAUCAUAUCUAGUGAGCUAAAUAAAGAAAUGUUUCUGAUUUUAAAUAUUUUUGGCUCAUAUCAUUUCUUGUUAUGUCUAUUUUCUAGGAAUUCGGAAAGAUUUGUAUUAUUUUUCUAUAAUUAUGGUAAUCAUUUUUACUGGGAGAAUCCAAACAUUCCCCGUCAUUUUUACACUUUGGAUCCUUAAAAACUUCACCAACUUAUAACACACCAUGGAUCGUUUGGGAUAUUAUAUUUAAUAUUGUAAGGAAUUGAUUGAUUGGCCAAUUGUACACGUUGCUUGGAAUU
Owenia fusiformis is the source of this 5312-nucleotide messenger RNA. The record is from the annotation of a GenBank genome assembly. NCBI's taxonomy places the organism in Eukaryota, Metazoa, Annelida, Polychaeta, Sabellida, Oweniidae.